Molecule: messenger RNA, 2337 nt
Organism: Paramecium primaurelia
Lineage: Eukaryota; Ciliophora; Oligohymenophorea; Peniculida; Parameciidae
Source: the annotation of a GenBank genome assembly
AUGUAAAAUAAAUUAUUGGAUAAAGUUUAAGAGGAAAAUGCUAGUAACAAAAUGAGUAAAUUGUUUAAAGGAAGCUAGAAUGAUUAUUAUGUUUCUAUGAAAGAAGAGGAUAGUCAUUAGAUUGAGAUGAAUAAAAUAUAAAGAAAAAAAGUAUUUUUAUCAGGUAGUGAAGAUGAAGAAGAAAGAUUACCAAUACCAAUAAUGAAAUAAGAAGAUAAUAAAUGUAUAAUUAUGUCUAUAAGAUUAGAAAUUUAAGUAUAUUAAUAACCAGAGAUGAGAAAAAGUGACAUUUUAGAUGAAGUACCUUCUUAAGAAAAUAUGGAUGGAUUAAAUGGAAUGGCAUAAUUUGAGUUAUCUUAAAUUAACAUUUAAGCAGGAAAAAAGAAAAAUAAAACUAAGAAAAACAAAUCAAAAAAGAAAAAAGUGAAAUAUUAAGCUUUGCCAUUUAAUUGGAAUACUUAUAAAUUCUUAUUACACUAUCCUUUAUAGCAUUUAAAAUUAACUAUAUUAGUGAAUGUAUUGAUAGUAUUAUCAGCUGUAGCACAAAUGUUAUUACCUUGGAUACUUGGUAGAUUGAUUGAUGCAAUCACUAAAAAUGUUUAAUAAGCACAAAGUUCUGACACAGAUCCAAUAAAUAAUUAAAAUAUUCCAAAUAAUGUUAUUGAUGAAGAAUUACAUACAAAAUUAUCAAAACAAUUUUUAUAUGUUUUAUGUGCUUAUACUCUUUUAUCCUUAGUUAGAGCAUUUGCUAAUUAAAUUUGGUAAGAAUAGAUAUAUAAUGAUAUGAGAGAGGAUGUAUUAAAAUCCUUUUUAACAUUUGAUUUGACAUUUUUUAAUACAUACAGAAAUGGUGAAAUAAUAUCUAGAAUGACAAAUGAUUUAUAAUCAGCUAAAUCAGCUGUCAGUGGAAAUAUUAUUUUACUUAUUAGAAAUUGUUGUUUGACGAUUUUCAAUAUAAUAAUCUUAUUUGCAUUGUCUUGGAAAGUUACAUUAGCAAUUUUAGCACCAAUGCCUUUAUAUACUGUUUUAACAACAAUUCAUACUAGACUUGCAAAGAAGUUUGAAAAAUUAGGUUAAGAAUAUCAAGCAAAAUUAACAACAUUGGCAGAUGAAAUAGUAUCAGGAGUAGUUACAGUAAAGAGUUUUUGUACAGAAUAAUUUGAAAUUAAGAAAUUUCAUAAAUAAUUAGAUUUAAAUAUUAAAUUGGCAUAAAAAAGAGGAAUAAAUAAUGGAUGUUAUUAAGCAUCAAGUGCUUUAUUUACUUAAUUAGGUUCUUUAAUAGUAUUAUGGUAUGGAGGUAAAUUGGCUAUGAAUAAUACAGCAGAAUUAUCAGCAGGGUAUAAUAUUAUAAAUAUAUUUUUUAGUGAUUUAACUACUAUCAUCUUAUAUUCAAUAUAAUUAUCAACAUCUAGUUCUAACAUAAGUGAAUCAUUUGCAAAAAUUGUAAGUGCUACUGGAGCUUUUGAAGGGGUUCUUGAUAUGCUUAAAUGGGAAUCUCUUGUAAAAGAAGCACCUGAUGCUAUAGAUCAUAUUACUCCAACAGGAGAAAUUUAAUUUAAAAAAGUUGUAUUUUCAUAUCCAAACUCUUAAGUUUAAGUGUUGAAAGGAAUUACACUUAAAAUUAAUAAAGGAGAAUAUGUAGCAUUUGUUGGACCUAGUGGUAGUGGAAAAUCAACAAUAAUGCAUUUAUUAGAGAGAUUUUAUGAUCCAUAAUCAGGCUCUAUUUUUUUUGAUGAAAUUAACAUUAAAUAAUUUAAACUUAAAGCUUUGAGAAAAUCAAUAGGAUUGGUUUCUUAAGAUCCAGUAUUAUUUGAAGGAACAAUAGAAUCAAAUAUUAUAUAUGGGACUGAAAAUUAUACAAAAGAUGAUUUUGAAUGGGCAACUAAAGCAGCAGGAGUUUGGUAAUUUGUUUCGGAUAAAUACAAAUUUCCACAUGGAUUUGAUACUUUUGUUGGUGAACAUGGAUAUACAUUAAGUGGAGGUUAAAAAUAAAGAAUAGUAAUUGCCAGAGCUUUAUUAAAAAGACCAAAAAUAUUAAUCUUUGAUGAAGCAACAUCAGCUUUAGAUGCAGAAAGUGAAUUUUAAGUUUAAUCUGCUAUUGAUGAAUUAAUUUAAAAGGGAAGCAAAAAUAUAACUGUUUUAGUAAUAGCUCAUAGAUUGAGUACUAUUGUUAAUUGCAAUAGAAUUAUUGUAUUACAAAAUGGUGUAGUAGCAGAGUAAGGAACACAUUAAGAAUUACUUAAUAAUCCUGAUGGAAUUUAUAGAUAAUUAGUAGAAAGAUAAUUAUCUGGUGUAAUUGAUUCAAAAGAUAAUGAUGGAGAUUCUGAAGCUUAAUGA